AUGCUCACCCAAGAGCAAUGCACUCAAGCAUUCCCGGAUCUAUACUCCGAGAUUGUUCGCGCUAGAGACGAUCGCAAAUCGCGGCUGAUCAGCAUCAAAGAACUCGACAACAUCCCGACCCGAAAUGGGUAUAUUCGCGCUAUGAUAUAUGACCAACAGCUAUAUGUCAUCGACAAACAAGGCUCUAUCUGGUCCCGUGAUAAAGCGACCCUGUCAGCUAUAAAUCGAGCAAUCUGGUCAUCACCAGAGCCGCUGCCUAAUAUCGAAUUUGCGUUCAACACAGACGACUCUGUCGAUGGAUUGCCGCUAUGGGGAUAUGCCCGCCGCGCCAAGGAUAAGGCUAUAUGGCUAAUCCCCGAUUUCGGAUUUUGGUCAUGGCCCGAAACCAAGGCCGGAUCUACUCGCGAGGUACAAGCGAAAGCCGAGUGGGCAGAAGAAGAAGGUUUGACCUGGGAGAAUAAAACGGCAAAGCUUCUUUGGCGCGGAGUACCCAAAAUGGGCCCUAAAAUCCGGGAUAAGCUCAUGCAGGUGACACAGGAUAAGCCCUGGGCGGACGUCAAAGCCCUCGUGUGGGAUGAUAAAAACAGCUUGUCGAAUGAUUAUAAGACUAUGCCACAACAUUGCGAAUAUCAGUAUGUUGCCCAGACGGAGGGCAACACAUACUCUGGCCGUCUGAAGUAUCUGCAAAGCUGCAGAAGCGUCAUCAUCUCGCACAAGCUUGAUUGGAUCCAGCAUUAUUACCACCUUAUGAAAUCUUCUGGGCCCGAGCAAAACUUUGUCGAAGUUAGGCGAGAUUGGUCGGAUUUGGAGAAGACUAUGGAACAUUUUUUGUCCCAUGACGAAGAAGCGAAGAGAAUUGCGGACAGUAGCGUCAAGACUUUCCGCGAAAGGUACCUGACUUCUGCAGCAGAGAUGUGCUAUUGGCGUCGUUUAAUACAGGAGUGGAAACAAGUGCUCGACUUUGAGCCUGAAUUCUUUAAGAUGGUGGAUGGAAAAAAGGAUUGGAGAGGGAUCCCUGUGGAGAGCUUUUUGUUGAUGGGAGAGGUGAAAUACGACCCUCGAUGA
Penicillium brevicompactum is the source of this 1065-nucleotide messenger RNA. RefSeq names its product CAZyme family GT90. NCBI's taxonomy places the organism in Eukaryota, Fungi, Ascomycota, Eurotiomycetes, Eurotiales, Aspergillaceae. The record is from RefSeq and is a predicted model, not a curated record. The transcript has 2 exons. The coding region runs from base 1 to 1065 and encodes 354 amino acids.